This is a messenger RNA of Parnassius mnemosyne (clouded apollo), 402 nucleotides long. The record is from the annotation of a GenBank genome assembly. Lineage: Eukaryota; Metazoa; Arthropoda; Insecta; Lepidoptera; Papilionidae.
AUGAUAUGUGGCAAUGCUGCUGGAGAAAUUUUACCACCUUACGUAAACUACAAGUCAGACAAUAUGUGGAGCACGUGGACAGAAGGUGGGCCACCUGGCACUCGUUACAAUCGGCCAGAGUCCGGUUGGUUUGAUACUAGUACAUUCGAGGAUUGGUUCUUUUCAUUGGUUCUGUCCACUUUACGUAGGCAAGAAGGGAAGAAGCUUCUCAUUGGGGACAACUUAAGUUCUCAUAUAAAUAUGGAAGUUUUAAAGGCAUGCAAGUCUCAUAAUAUCGCAUUUGUGGCUUUACCACCAAAUAGCACCCACCUUACACAGCCUUUGGAUGUGGCCUAUUUUAGGCCUCUUAAACUGCGCUGGCGUCAAAUCUUAGACCAAUGGAAGGAAACACCUGAAGGGUAA